Anoplopoma fimbria (sablefish) is the source of this 2132-nucleotide messenger RNA. It is a transcript of the gene cmasa, whose product is annotated as cytidine monophosphate N-acetylneuraminic acid synthetase a. NCBI's taxonomy places the organism in Eukaryota, Metazoa, Chordata, Actinopteri, Perciformes, Anoplopomatidae. The record is from RefSeq and is a predicted model, not a curated record. Gene Ontology annotation, molecular function: N-acylneuraminate cytidylyltransferase activity. The transcript has 8 exons. The coding region runs from base 91 to 1392 and encodes 433 amino acids.
GUGAUGACGUUAUAAAUAAACAACCAGCCUCGCAGCCUCACAGUCGUUCAUGACUACACAGCUGACAACCGCAGUGUGAAGUCAGUCGCUAUGGCUACCAGCAAGAGAAGCAUCCCGCGCGAGAGCGACGGGCUGCACGCGGAGAGUAAGCUCACGCGGGUGGAGGGGAAGCCCCGCCACGUGGCCGCGCUGAUCCUCGCGAGAGGCGGAAGUAAAGGGAUCCCCCUGAAGAACAUCAAGGUGCUGGCGGGGGUUCCGCUGCUGGGAUGGGUUCUGAGGGCGGCCAAGGACUCCGAGAAGUUCCAGAGUGUUUGGGUUUCGACUGACCAUGACGACAUCGAGAAGGUGGCAAAAGCCUAUGGCGCCGAGGUGCACCGCAGGAGUCCCGAAGUCUCCAAAGACUCUUCCUCUUCCUUGGACACCAUCAGAGAGUUUGUCAGGCUCCACCCAGAGAUAACUGUGGUGUGUCACAUCCAGGCUACUUCCCCGUGUCUCCACCCGUUCCAUUUGGCGGAGGCCGUGGAGAUGAUCACGGAAAAGGGCUUCGAUUCGGUCUUCUCCGUGGUCAGGUCUCACCAGUUUCGCUGGAAGGAGGUCAAGAAAGGAUCUGGUGAGAUUACCAAGCCCUUCAAUCUGGACCCGUCCAAACGUCCGCGCCGUCAGGACUGGGAUGGAGAGCUGUGUGAGAACGGAUCGUUUUACUGCAGCACUAUAAAGUCCCUGGACGAAACCGGAAAUACUCAGGGCAAUAAGGUGGUGUACUACGAGAUGCUGCCAGAGUACAGCGUGGACAUCGAUGUGGACAUCGACUGGCCUGUUGCAGAACAGAGGGUUCUCCGGUAUGGCUACUUCGGUCGGGCCACGCCAGAGGUGGUUCGCCUGAUGUUCUGCAACGUUUCCGGAUGUUUAACGGAAGGAAGGAUCUUCCUGUCCGUGUCCGGAGAGGAGAUGGUGUCUAUUAAUACCAGAGACACCAUGGGCAUCCGCAUGCUGCAGAAAGAAGAAAUGGAGGUCGUGCUGCUGACGUCCGACUUGGACCCCGUGUCCCAGUUGUUGGCUGACAAAUUGGCCAAGAGGACAGGCUGCAAGGUCAUGCAGGUGGGAGAGGAGCCGCUGAAUGAUCUGAAGCCGUUGGUGGAGCAGAAGAACCUGGGUUGGAAGGAUGUGGCAUACAUGGGUUGCGACAAACAGGAUGUCAACUGUCUGAACCUGGCGGGUUUAAGUGCAGUGCCGAGAGAUGCCCCGAAGGUCGCCAUUAAUGCUACGAAGUACACCUGCCACAAUGCUGGAGGAAUGGGAGCCGUGAGGGAGUUUGCUGAGCACAUCCUCCUUUUAAAAGAAAAAGCGAAGUCGCAGAUGGAGCAGCACCGCAUCAACCGCAACAACUUUUAAUUCUGAAUGUAAAUCAACAGAAAAGGCUUUAGGGGUGCAGUUAGUGCACAAAUGAUAGUAUCAAAUCUGAUUUUAGAGUUAGAAGUCAAAUUAUCAACCCUGUUUAUCAAGUCUCACUUUUGUUGUCUACAAGAAAUUUUGAUUAUUAUGCAUGCUCUUUAAGAACUUUUUCAGAAAAGGAUUAUUAGUCAUACUGUGAAAAUUACAUCAGAAUCAGGAGUCAUCCAAUUUUUCUUCUUCUUUCAAUUCCACCAAAUAUAUGCACCUAAAUAUUUGAAGAUAUUAUGUUAUGAAAAAUAAAUGUUUUUAUUUGUUAAUAUUAUAAACCAAGUUGAAUGUUGAAUGUUCUUCAAUCUGUGAGUUUUUUCUGUGCUCUUUAUACAUGUUGACAUCACAUCUUGGCAAAAACUGAUUGGCCGUGUCAUGUUGUGUGUAACCCAUUGUUUAUUUUUAAACAUGGCAGUGAAGAAAUAACCAUAAUGGGGACUUCCUAUUUCUCUACAAAUCAGGAAGUUAAACAGGAAAAUGCAACUACUACUUUAACUGGAUUUUAAAUUGUUUCUCAUCAUCAGCUAAUCUGUUUAUUUUCUGGAUGAAUCAAUGAACAGUUUAGAUAUUAAAAUGUCUUUAAAUAGUCAAAUAUGUCUUUCACAAUUUCCUCUAAAGCUCAAUAUGGAAAUAAUGAGCACAGUCACUGCAAGAAUAAUACGAUUGUUUUUAAUAAAUGAUCAGAAAAUCAA